UGUAGGAAACCCAGUCCGAGGGGAACAGAGGAGGGAGUCCAGCCGGCCUCGGCGCAGCCCAAACAGCUGCUGAGCGAUGACACUGCACAUGCAGCCAUUUAAAGCUUAAAGGGAGCGCGACAGCUGGGCAGGAGAGGGUCCGCGGCUGCAUCGCCUCCACACUGAGUCAGGAGCGCGGCUGAGGACGCAGGGCGCUCCUCAUCUCCACCAUGGGCGCCUUCAUCGCCAAGAUGCUGCUGCCGACAGUGAGCAGCCUGGUGUUCCUGCCCACGGCCAGCGUGGCAGCCAAGCGCGGCUUCCACAUGGAGGCCAUGGUCUACUUCUUCACCAUGUUCUUCACGGCGGUGUACCACGCAUGCGAUGGACCCGGCCUCUCCAUCCUGUGUUUCAUGAGAUACGAUGUUCUGGAGUACUUCAGUGUUUAUGGCACCGCUCUGUCCAUGUGGGUCACACUCAUAGCUCUUGGUGACUUUGAUGAACCCCAGCGCUCCACUAUGACCAUGUUCGGGGUGUUGACCAUUGCAGUGAGGAUCUACCAGGACCGCUGGGGCUACGGAAUCUACUCGGGACCGAUCGGAUCGGCUGUUUUCAUCAUUACUGUCAAAUGGCUGCAGAAGAUGAAGCAGCUGAGGGCCGUGUAUCCAGAGAAGACGGUGUACACGCAGCAGGUCGGCCCAGGGUGCUGCUUCGGAGCCCUGGCCCUGAUGCUACGCUUCUAUUUUCAGGAGUGGGACUACGCCUACGUCCACAGCUUCUACCACCUGUCUCUGGCCGUGUCCUUCAUCCUGCUGCUGCCCAAGAAGAACCGCCACGCCGGGACGGGGCGGAACGCUGCUAAGCUAAGCUGCUUCACCCUCUGCUGCUGCACCAUGUCCCCUGGUUCCUCCAAGGAGAAGACAGACGAACCCAAGAAGAAGCCGUCUCGGACCGUGUGGACGGUCCCCACGGAGAAGCCGUGGACACGUGGCUCCAUCACCCCCACUCUGCCUCUGUACAGCCCCCCGCCCUCCAGCCCCCUCAAAGGCACGAGCGUCAGCAAGCUGAAGGAGCUGAACGGCUGGAAGUGAACCAAAGCACACAGCGCUGCCUCAGACUCACCAGAAGGCUUCAUCCCCAAGGCGCAGCUCGCAGUCAGACUGGGAAAACGGGCAAGUCACCAACGAGCUGUCAGCCGGACACUGAUAAACCUGUACAAGGCUGGGAAGACGAUCUGCUUGAGCAGGAAACCAACUAUCAAAAACGUAGGAAAAACCCGGAUUGGCUGCUAGAACAUUUAAGGUCAGCAGCGUCUUCAGUAAAGAAACAAAGCUGAGGCUAAGAUUUAAGGGGACCUGGGCCGGCGGUGCCUGGACAGACCACAGCCUGGAGGCACCGGUCCAAACCCAGUACGGGUCAGAACACACAGCACGGACAGAGACGGUGGCUGAGACGAGCCAGUAAAACUGACUGCAGGAUUUAUGGGGAGAACAAACAGGCGGGUGGUUCAUCCCUCCAAAAUAUAUAAAUUGUCUUUAGAAAUGUUGGUCUGGGGAGCGCCUUCGUCUGCUCAUGUCUGUCCACACCCCUCCUCCUCCUCCCUCUCCUCGGGAGCGAGACCACUCUGCUGAGUCCAGUUAUGAGGGUUACAAGGCUGUAAAGCACAUUUGACCACUUUAUUACAUUCUUAGUGCCAAAUGUGUCGUGUGGAGCCGAGGGGAACGUUUCUGAACCGACAGGUGGACUCGUCACUCGUCACAGACUGUGGCUUUUGUUUGGUUUGAACUAAACCCUUACUUCUUAAUAUAUUGUUAUUUAUUACAGUAUCAGACUUUGUAAAUUCGGUUCCGUGUGUGUUUGUUUUUCACGAUUUCAGCUUUUGAUAAUAAAAUUCAGUGCAGUGAG
This is a messenger RNA of Betta splendens (Siamese fighting fish), 1881 nucleotides long. RefSeq names its product myomaker, myoblast fusion factor (gene mymk). Gene Ontology annotation, cellular component: plasma membrane. The record is from RefSeq and is a predicted model, not a curated record. Bases 210 to 1067 code for a protein of 285 amino acids. NCBI's taxonomy places the organism in Eukaryota, Metazoa, Chordata, Actinopteri, Anabantiformes, Osphronemidae. The transcript is spliced from 6 exons.